GCGCCCUCUACAGGCAAGAUGUCGUCCGAAGUUAUAUUUAGGAAAGCGACCGGUUUUGUGUGACGAUGGAAGCAAAAUAAGACUUGGUGCAUGGCAGGAUUGCCAUCGUUCAUCAUGGAUGUGUACUUAACAUACCAAUUGAAGUGAUUUGAGCCAUUCUGCUUGGAUUAAACUGCAUGUAUUGCUGCUGUUCCAAGUUUGUUUUCUUCAGAACUACGUUUUCCCUUUGAAACUACUUUUUCUCCCAAGAAGAUGAACUUAUUUAAUGGAAUAUACACCCAUUAUAUCGUCACUUGAUUUUAUUUGAAUGCAGACACAGGACAUACAAACACCUACUUUUUAGUUGUUAAAAGAAACAUUCAUAAAAAUGGCUGAUCAUUCUGAAUUGGUUGGUGAAAUGAGUUCUGUGGAACGGUUGUCUACUGCAGAACGACUGAAGCACGCACGUAAACGGCGGUUGCAGCAGUUGAAGAAAUUCUCACAGUAUGAAAAGCAGCUGGAAAAGGAAAGCAGUAAAAAGAAGAAGAAGCAGGAUAACGCUGUACACAAAGUUCGCAAAAAGAAGGAAGAAAGAGUACAGUUUGAACCCUCUGUCACAUUACUGGAGGCUACAGCGCGCAAUGAUAUUGAUGAAGUGCGUCGACUACUACAAUCAGGUGUUAGCCCAGAUGAAACAAAUGAAGACGGUUUGACAGCAUUACACCAGUGUUGUAUUGAUGGCAAUGAAGAGUUGUUGAAGUUGCUACUGGAGUACAAUGCCAAUGUAAAUGCUAAAGACAGUGAGUUGUGGACGCCACUGCAUGCUGCCGCAACCUGUGGACACAUUCAUCUAUGCAAAUAUUUAAUAAGCAGGGAAGCUGAAUUGCUAGCUGUGAAUGCUGAUGGGAAUAUGCCGUAUGAUAUCUGUGAGGAUGAAGAAACAUUAGAUUAUAUAGAAACAGAAAUGUCAAAAAGAGGUAUUACACAAGAAGAAAUAGAUGAAACGAGACUACAGAUAGAGAAGUUGAUGCUUAAUGAUCUGAAAAAGGUAGCCAAAGACAGAAAAGCACUUGAAAAGAAAGAUGAAAAUGGUGUGACACCGCUUCACAUAGCUGCAGCAAAUGGCUAUUUAGAAGUUGGUCACUUUCUAUUGUCAAAUCGUUGCUCAGUGUCGCCACGCGAUGACGAUUCCUGGCAGCCUAUCCAUGCUGCUGCAUUCUGGGGACAGCCAGAAAUGUUGCAGAUGCUAGUUGAACAUGGCGCAAAUCUUGAUGCGAAAACAAGGAAUGGCGAAACGGCUUUUGAUUUGUGUGAAGACCCCGAACUAAAACAGAAGAUUUUGGACAUGAAGGAUGAGAUAGAAACAAACAAAUCACAUCAACCACACAACAUGACCAAGCCGCAUAGAAUAAGUACACGCAGCCUCGCCCAAUCUCCUGGGUGGUUGUAUAGCUCCAACUCCUCGCUGACCGACAAAUCCCCGCACAGUGCCUCAUUACGGCGAAGUAGUUUGCGUGGAGAGAAAAGUUCACUGUUCAAGAAGGAAGCAAAGGAGGAAGCUCUUCAUUUUGGUCUGCGGACAAUGGAAGACGAUGAUGAUCUGAAUGAUGACACCGAAGGCAAGGAAAAUCUACCAGCAACAAACAUCGAUGAUGUCGCACUCAUUGUGUUAUCCGAAGAAUCAAAUAUUGGAGAUUCUGAAAAGGACCGUCCUGCCAAAAAGACAAAAUCACCAGAACGAGACCUUCCACUGGGAAAACAGAACGAGAAUGUAUUGGCGGUAUUGGCGGCAGCAAACUCUUCAACACAGGAGCAGUCACUGAAGAGAAAGAUAUCAGCCAGUGUGGAGGAAAUGUCCUCCAACAGCUUGAAGAAGACAACUACAACAGCAGCAGCAUCCAGGACAAACGCAUCAACAACAGACACCACCACGUCCACCGCAAAGACUCAAUCAAAACAUGUGCCUUCAUCUGCAACUACUACUUUAGCCGAGUCAUCAUCAUCAUCAUCAACAACAACAACAACAACAACAACAACAACAUCACAAUCCAAACCCACUGAUACCGAUGCCAGCCAGAUGCCACCUGGAAACUUCGCUGGGUCAGGGUCCGUGCCGCGGUACCCAUCAGGCGUGUCAUCCGUGUCGCUAUCCGACUUGAAGAAACAGAGGACGGAUCAGCGGCAGGUGGAGGUGGUCGAUCCGUACACUCAGCGUCGAGACAAUUUGGAAGCUCAGGUUCAGAGCAUGUUUCUCCAGAGUCUCCAGUCAGACAUGAGGCCGACUGCCAACGCCAAUGCCAACGCCAACACUAGUAUUCUUCCAAGCAACGGCAAGAAGGACAAGACGAAUGGGCAUAAUAACAACAACAGUCUGAGCUCGUCGCCGCCCAACCGUGCAUACAUGAAUGAUGGACAGCUACGUCGCUUCACCGCGCCCAACCAUGCCGCGAUCGUUGGUGGUGAUGAGGACAAAACAUCCUGUUGUGUGAUAAUGUGAUGAAAGCAAGCGAAAGUGAGAGAGAUAGUGUGGGGUUUUUGUUUCUAGAUGUGAGUGAUUUGAACAAAGUGAGUUGUCUUCUGCAGGAUCAGUGUCAUAGUUUCAGAGUGGUCCACUGAAAGUCGCUGGUGAUUGAAUUCAUUAUUAAUAUCAGACUGGUCUGAUUUUUUAAAAGUUAAAAUUGUAGGGGAGAGUUGUGUCACACACGAUUUUCAUCACAGCAAUUAUGGUCUACUUAAUGUAACUGAAACAUUAUCAUGUUGAAUGAGAAUCACUGUCGGAGGCCGUUUAUAUGGUCUGCUAAGUGUCAGUGGUCACUUACAUCGAGAUAUAUUCAUUAGGAACCACUGUUAGUGGUUAUUUAUCUGACCUCAUUAUCACUGGUGUCUUACGUUAUUUUAUGUCAUAAGAAUCACUGUCCAUGGCCAGUUAGGUCAACUCCAAUAUGGUCUGCUGAAUGUGACUUACGUCAGAUAAAAGUUCAUCAGAAUCUCUGUCAGGGACCAGUAUGAUCUACUUAAAAUUGCUUAUGAGAGAUUUUUCUCAUAAGUAUUAAAGUUUACCUGAAGUUGCUGGUGACAUGUUCAUCAGUACCACAGUUUGAGGCCACUGUGGUCUACGGUAUUUAAAAUUGCUGGCCAUAUAUCUUCAUGGCAAACGGUUUGAUCAAAGUUGAACCCUCUGCCCACAAUGGUUGUGGUGGAACACAUUUAAUGACCUAGAUACGUUAAUUAAUUUCCUCUUGCCAAGUCUUUGCUAUAAUAUAGUUGCUGCUUUGAAUUUCUAUACUAUAGUAAUGUAGUUUCAGUUAUUAGGGAAAAUAAUAAAGAUGCCAUUUGUACUGGCAGUUUCUAAAUAAAAGGUGUAUUUUAUAGCAAACAUUCUAGCUGCUUUGCCUCUAGUGUGAAUUGAUUGGGAUUUAGUUUUUUUCAGUGUAGCUUCUGCCACAUUUGAUCAAGUGGUUUUAAUAGAGGAUUUUUGAUUAAAAAAAAUAGACAAAAGACAAAAAUGUCAGUUGUUUAACAGCAUAGGGUUUAAUGGUUUUGUCAUACAUUUGGUGUUGUUUGAUUAGUUAAUGCAAUCAGAUCAGAAUGUCCCUACCUUUCAUCAAUAAAAACAAAAUUCUGUUUCAAAUUCAAAGACAAAGAGAAUCUAUCAACGAAUCUUUAAGAAAUCCCAACCUGAGAAAAAGUAUUUUGUCUGAGGAGAAUCUUGAAAAGUUUCAGCCAUCACUGUUUUAUCUUGAGAGUUAGGUUUUGCUAGCAUCAAACAUGAGAGGUGGGUGAUUUUUUGUUCCACCCAACUAUAUUUAUAACUUACAGUUACAAAAACUAAGUAUUGAAAAUGUUAAAAGUGUUUUAAGUUUUUACAUUUCUAAAAUGUAUAGUAAAUAUCUAAUUCCAAAAUGCCUCCAGUAUUAAUCAUAACCAUGUUUAAUCUUCAAAGGUAAUUUCUUAAAAGGUUUCAAAAAGAAUAUAUUGUAAAAAAAAAAAAAACCUAGAAAAAAAAUUGAACAUCGAUUUUAAAAUGUCCAGCAAGCUUUAAAAAAUACAAACGACACAGUAGGAUUAUGUUGACUGGUGAUGUAUUUUUAAUGACGUUAUGCAGCAGACCAGCAUGUAUGACUUGUGUUCUUCUAGGGAAAGGAACAAAAAUAAUCUAUUAUGAAUGUUGUUUGCAGACUCUGGAAAUCCCAGCCCAAGAGAUAAACUGUUUAUCUUUAGGAUUGUGAUUUUCCCCAUCUCCAUUAGACACAAGUGACGUAAAUGAAAUGACAUUGUCUUUACACAGACCAAUGAUGUAAUUUAAUUAGCUGCUUUUUGCACCAGUGCUUGUAGUUGUAGAAUAGAUACCCUUAUGCUAGUUACACAUACCGUCUUAUGUCAAAUAAUCUUAGAAAAUUCAUACUACCCAAGAUUCAACAGAUGUUAUUUUAUUGACAUUGGGGAUAAACUGUAAACAUAAAACACAGUGAUAAUUUUUGACAUCAUUCUGUGUCUCGGCUAUUGAUUUGUAAGGAAAUGCAGAUUUAUCUUUCUGUAUCACAACAGAAGUACCGUAGUUGGAUUUAUCAGCUUUGCCAAAAGAAUAAUCUAUCAUUCCUGUAAACAUGGUUAGGCCUAUAUCUUAUCUGGUAGGCAACACAAUGCUGUAUUAGUGUGCCACAUCAGUCCAUUUUCAUCAACUCUAUCUUAUUGAAUACCUGCUAUGAUAGCAGUAAUAUCAUGCAUUAAUUACCAUGUUAUCUUUAAACACCCAUGACGAACACUUGUUUUAUGACAGAAAGAGAUGUAUAUUGUAAAACUUAGUAAUCAGUAUAACUUGCAAUCUAUUUGUAAGCAUAAAGAUCUGUAAUAUAAUGUGUAAAUCAUCAUGCAGUGUUUUAAUGAUAAGUGCAUUUAUUAUACAAGAUAGAUUGUUCACAAAUCAGUCGUCGGACCAUAGCAUAGUAAGGCGACAAACAAAAUUAAAAGUUUAAAAUAGGUCCGAGUUUUCAGAAAUUUUAUAAAUUUUAUUCUACAUAUCAGAACCAACAGAAAUCAUAUUUUGAUUCUGUAAAUUAUUUUCCAGUAAAUGUUUGAAAGAAUCACUGUAUCAUAAUUAUCGUAUAAUAAUAUGAAUAUAAAAUGUUAAAAAUUAUGAAUUUAAAAUAUGGUUAAUUGUAUCUUGUUUUUAAAUGAUAGGUCUGUUCCCAUGAUGCACCAUAUAGCGAUGAGUCACAGCAUGUAGUUAGCAUAAGCUAAGUUGUGGAAAUUAGAAGAAAUACUAAUUGGUUUAACAAGUCACUGUAGUAUGCAUCUAAAACUGAUUUGAUAUACGAUUUGAUUUAAUGUGAUUGAUAGUAUACAACAGAUGAUUACUGUGACAUUGUGAGAACACGCCUUUAAUUGCAUUAUACAACUGAGAUAUUUUCAGUAAUAACAGUUUUUAAUAAAUGGAAUUAUAUAUACUGUAUACAUUCCAGUUGACUAUUCCAUCCAUCUUUUUUCUUGCUUUUAUUUAGAAUCUUUUGUUUUGUUAUUUUCUAUGAUUUUUCUUUGCAUUUUUUCUUUUUUCCUUUUUUUUUGGGGUAGGGUGUCUUUUUAAAAGGUGUGUGUGUUAUAUAUUAUUUGUUUAAAUUUAUAUUGAAUGCUCACAACUUAAUUGAACAUAAAAAAUAUUUGGGGUAUAGGAGAUUUGUUUUUUGUUAGGUGAAGGUUGGAUUUUUCUCUUUCUUUUUUAUGGGUAGAAAAAAUUCAGAAAAGUUAAAUGCAACAAGCGAUACUUAUGAUUAAAAGGUUUAGCCAUGUGUUACAUAUAAUAUUUUUAAGUGAAUUCAGUUCCAUGUGUUAAUUUCAAAAGUGCAGAAAGAAGUCUUUCAGACUCAUUCAGAUCAGAGAAUUGUUAAGUAGGCAAUGUUAAAACAAUAGUGAAACAUUCUCUGUAUUUUUAUAAGAUAAAGUUUGUUAUUCAGUUAUUAACAAGUGAAUAUUGUGUUCGGAAGAACAUAUUCUUUACGCGAAAUGCUAGCAAGUUUUAUCAGUUAUCCCAGAUUCAUUUAUAGCAGAAGCUGAUGUUUCUGUGUUGAUUGAAUAGAAACCAGUUUAUUUAUACAAGAUUACAUAAUACCGUAUUAUAUAUAUUACCAAAUAUGCUGCUGUUGCUUUUUUUUUUGCUCUUUUUUUUUCAUUUGCUUUCAAGAUAGCUUUUUUAUUAGCUGCUGAAGCAUUUAUUAAGACAUUCUGGCAAUUAAAAAGCUUGAAAUUCAAGUGAAAAUGCAAAAAAUACAGAUUCAUUGUUUAGGUGAGCCAUAGGUGUUCAUUCUAAAUUUUAUUGAUGAUCACAUUUAUCCUACUUGCCUUCAUUGAAUGAUUUCAAUAUGAGAAUAAAUAUAACAUACAAUUGGUAACAGGUACAGAAUUGUCCGUUAUUAAUUGAAUUAAAAAAUAGUGAGAAAAGAAAUCAUGAAAGUUCUAGUUCUGAUUUCUGUGGUAUUGCAAAUAAAAAUGCUUUAUAAAAUUGUUAUGCGUCAAAAUGCCAAACCAAUUGUAAUUGCUGUAUGAAAUAUUAUUUCCUUGUCAGUUGAUUGCUGACAUUUGCAGAACAUCAGAAUGUUAGAAAGUACCUGUUUAUUGCAAAAUUAAAACAACAAAACACACACACAAGGCUCCAUUAAAAAACCCACUUUAGCCUUGUAAAACAAAUUCAAGAAUACCUAUUAUUAGAUCAGGGAUAUGGUUUUACAGCUUUUUAAUGAAUAUCAGUUAUUUUUAGUGUUUAAUUUAUUGAUGUAUUUAUUGGCAUAUUUAAAAAUAAUGUUUACAAUGUGGACUGAAUUUGAUUGGAAUGCUUGGGGGGAAAACCCUAUGGCAUAGAGUUUUCAUUUUUUAAAGGAUCGUUUAAAGUUUUAUUUUUAAGUAGGUAUCGCAUUGCUUUUGGUAAUUUAUCUGUUUUAUAUUCUUUGUAUGUUAUUGUAGAAUGUCUUUGUAAUCAGAUGUGUACAUACGAGUUGUAUUGAAUGUCACACGGUCUUGUUGGUGGGUCAGUGAUGUGUAUAAGCAGAAGCUGUCAGAAUUCUUGCAAUUUCAUUAAUAUCAUGCAAAGCUCAAAACAGAUUAUCAAAUCAUACAUAAUGUUAUGUGUGUAUAUAUGUCACAUUAUACGUAGCAUGUUAAUAUUGAAAUCUAGCAUAGCAAUUUCAUCAUUCUUGCUUCAAAUAUACAAUUGUUAUUUUUAAUGGUGUACAUAAAUGAUUUUUGUCAUUGUUAUAGCUUACACAGAUAUUUUUAAUUCUUGUUUAUAUUGUAUAUAUAACACAGAUUGUUAAUUUAUGUAUAAUAAUGUCAAUGCAAUGUUUUUAAUUGCUCUGUAGUCAAGGUCAUUAAAAUAUCCAUUAACUCUCUUAGUAAGUGUUUUGAGGCAUCUAUUUUCAAAGAUUUAAUAGGAUAUGGACUUCACUCCAAAAUUAAAAGCAUCUAUUUAUUAAGUUUGGUAAUCAACUCAGAAGGAAUUAAUUUGAAACAAAUGACUAGCAUGGUAUGUGAUUAAUUAAGCAAUUUUGAUUACAGGUGGUUAAAAAGUUUGAAAGACUACAUAUACCGGUAUUACAAUUCUGUAUGUAUGUCAGUUAUAUUAGCUUACAAGACUUAUAAUAUGUAUUUUUUUCUCAAACUAGGGGUAAAGCUAUAUUAUUUCUAGGUCUUAUUGUUUAAAAGAAAACUAGUAAAUAUGUAUUAAAAGACAUGUAACCUUUCAGUUUAUACUUUAAUUUUUUUUUUAUUUAAUGGUCUGGGGAAGUUAAAAUUAAAAUUCUAAAUUUUGCUAGUCUCAAGUCAAAUUUAGGAAUUAUAUAAUUUGAGACUUGUUGUUAGUGUUUUUAACAUGUAGUUUUAGCAGAAGUGGACAUGCUUUGAUUUUACUUAGAAAUAUUUUUCUCUUUGGAUAUAGCAUUUCUUACCUGGGUGCGAUAUAUUAUAGGAUUGAUCACUCACCUCGUCCCAACCAGCACUACACAAUUGGUUUGUCAAAGGUCUUGGUAUGUACUGCCCUUUUUGUGGGAAAAAUCAGAGGUGGGAAUUCUCCUCGGAUCAGCUGUUUUCCUCUCAUGGAACAUUGCGUUUCCUCGCAUUUUAAUCGUCCUUUCCUCCAAAAUGUGUCAGAUGGCACAGAUUUUAACCCAGGAUUUCAAGAAUUUCCAGGACCCCUCUAGAUUUCAUCUUUUUUACAGUUCUCCAAUUCCCACCCCUGAAAAAUACAUAUUCAGAAUCUCUUUCUUCUUUUUUGUUAAGAGUAGUCUGUUCUGUGGAAGCAAGUUCCCCCUCCUUUUAUCUAAACUAAGUGUUAAAGUAAUCGUACCAGGCGUGUGUGCAGAAAUGUAUACAGGGAGGGGUCUAGUCUAUGGCGAAUAAAUUUUCUAGUAAUGUCGAGCUAUUCUCCCCUGGGAAAUCCAUCACAAAAAGAGAAAAUUCACUUCACCAAUGAGGGUUUCGACUCCCUGUGUAUGUUAAUAGCUGUAGUUCAAACUGCUGAUCUAUUAAACAAAUAUUCCUUUCCUUUCUUACUCUAUUAGCAAGUGUAAAUGGGUGUUAGUUUUAAUGUAGGAUGCACCAAGCCAUCUAUUGACAGGGUCUAUGAGGUGUAGACUGUUUAGUUGGGUCUCAAAAUUUCAGGGUAAAUUUCGAUGUUCAGUCUUUAAUGAACCGGUCUCAUAUUCACAAUUCAGGUACAACUUUUACUACUUACUUGGUUAAUGCCUCGAAGUAACUGUAACAAUGAAACAAAAAGAAAAAUUACAAAUAAUUUUUAGAAAAAAAUAUGGUCGUAUUUAUAGAGGAAAUACAGUAUUGUGUUAAAUAACUAUGGUAAUAUUAUCCGUAGUUUAUACAUCUACAUAUAGAAAAUUUUUAUUGGUCUUGAAUAAAAUUUAAACCUUCCAUCAUACUUUAAUAAAAAUUAAAAUUAGCAUAACGAGAGGAUUAAUCACCUAUUACAUAUUUGUUCUGCAUUGAAGGUCAAGGUCACAACUUCAUUUAAAAAAAAAAAAUUACAUGAAAACUACACAUUAUUUUAUUGGUUGUUACAUUUGCCUGUGAUGUAUGAGUGAUAUUAACCAUCUAUUGAUAUUAAACUACUGUAAUUAACAUAAUAUCCACUUUUGUUUUAAAGUAUGAACAACAAAAAAACAUUGCUCAAAACAAAAGCAAAUGGACAUAUUCCAUUUUUGUGUGUUCUUUUGAAUGUGCAUGUGUAUAUGUAUAAAACUAACAUUUGUAAUGCAGGAAUUGUUUAAUCCAGUUAUAUAAUAUUGUAAUUACAAUUCAAGAAGCAUUAAGAUUAUGCAUUAUAUUAAAAUAUAUUUUACUUUAACAACUCAAUGCCAUUGGCUACAAACAUUCCAUGUUUGCUGUUACUAUUUUGAAUAUGAAGUAUUACUCAAGUAAUUUUUUAAAAUUUAUUUCCUUUAAAGAGAUUCUGUAUUUGCUGCUUACUAAAUUAUUCAGAUCUAAAGUAUAAUUAUAUUUUUAAACUCUUUUCAUAUAAAUGUGUUGAAAAUCAUUUGCUUAAAUGAUUCCAUUACAAGUGAAUAUAAAAUAUGAAAUAUAAAUAGGUUUUUAAAAAUCCAGUUCAUUUAAAUAUGUUAAUAAAAUUUACUGUUAUUUUUCCAUAAUUGCUCACUGGUAACUGAAAAUAUCUCAACUGUUGCUUACUUCAGAUUGAAUAAUGUUAUUUAUAACUGAUUUAAUUGCACUGUUUUAUAACUAACUCAAUAAUUGUCUAUGAGGAACAUCUACAGGUGUUUUUAUGAGAGCACCUUGUGCCUUCAGAUGUUGUAAUAUCCUCAUGUUAUGUAUACAAAUCUAAAGCAGCUGUUGAUAACUUGCCAGUGUAUUUUUCUUGCUGGGGUGUUGUUACACAUUCAUUCAUUCAUUCAUUCAUUCAUUCAUUCUGUUGAUAAUUUUAAACGAUGUUGUUGCAUUGAUUAAAAAUUGUUCAUUAAUUCUGUCAAGUCUUGAACUAUUUUUUUUUAAAUUAUUUUUAUCAGCAAGUUGUCUGUAGCAAUAAUACUGAGGCGCUCAGGGGUUUAAUUUAUUAAAAUACAUUAUUUUAUGAGACCUUGCCUAAAUUAUCAAUUUUUAUUAUUAUUUGAGAUUAAAAUUAUAACUUUUUUAAGUAAAACAAUUAAUGUUUGAAAGUACCAGUGUGUUCAUUAAAUAAAAAUGAAUGAUGAUUGUAUCUUGUCUUUUGACAAUACAAAUCUUCUACAAUCAUCAAGUAUUCCAGGAAGUAAACUGUCUUCGCUUUAUAUACCUAUCACGGAAAUAAGGUACAACAGCUUAGGCCACGUUAAGUGCUUUCAUUUAUUGUAAACUGUACACUUAUAAAUAGACAUGUAUAUUGCAAAAAUGUAUUUUGUGCAUAUUAAUGUAUUCCAAGUUUGAUUUUAAGGAUUUAGUUUAUGUAUUUUGUGUAUAUGUAUGUACAGUAAAAUGUACAUAAUAUGUACAAAAGAAUAAUUUGGCAUCGACAUAAGCAUUUACACAGGUAUUGCUUCACAAUGAAGCAAUUCUGCCAAACAUUUGUCUGUAGAAAAGUGCAGCAUGUUUCCUCUCAUUUUCCAGGCCUGACCUUACAGUAAUGUGUCAGAUAUCUAAUAGCUGUGGUUUUAAAUGUGCUGAGGUGCUAUUAAAACAUUCCUUUCUUUUCUGUCAUUUUGUUCUCAUCCACAAGGAAGUACAUUAGCUAUGGCCUUGGCUGUACCCACCAUCCACCAUUUUUCUCAUGAACAUAUUUAUAAGUCUUUAUUUUAGUGUAGUUAUUCCAUGGAUCAAACUUCACCUCUCGGCCCUUUUACUUGAACUGUUGAAGAAAAAUUCUUAUGCUUGCUGAUGUGAUACAGUUUAUGUAUGAAAACUAACAAUGUAUAUAUAAUUAAUAUUUAGUUUGAUAUACAAGUGCUUACUAUUGAACCUACCCUACAAAGCCCCCUGGAAGGAUGCUUAAAAAAACAAGUGGAAUCAUUGAUGAAUAGGUUGACCUAUUGAUAGGAAUACUUCCAAACUUUUAUGGCACGAAAUACAAUGUCGUUGUAUUUUAAAAUCAGAAAACAUGCUAUGGCAAAAGGUGGAAUCAUUGAUGAAUAGGUUGACCAAUUGAUAGAAAUACUUCCAAAACUUUAUGGCAUGAAACACAAUUUCAUUGUAUCUUAAAAUCAGCAACACGUACUAUGACAGUGUUGCCUCAUCCGAGAUCCUGUGGUUCUGUUCUGAUAGUACACCCUGUGAUAUCCAGUAAAACUUAAACAAGGUAUAUCAAGAAUAUGAUUUUACUGACGUGUACAGUUCAAAAUAUGGUAACAAGAAUUCAAAAUUCAAUUUGUAAAUACAUAGGCCCCUAUAGUUGUAUUUUAGUUGUACAUAGGAAUUAUAUGUAAAAUAAUCAUCGAGUAUUUGUAUAUUUUGUCAAUAUUUAACCCAAUUUUUAUAUCUAUAGUUGUAUAAAGGUUAUUGCAUUUCAGAUACGUCUUAAAACAGAUACAUUGUGAAAUAGGAGGAAAAUAGGACAAUUAUUAUGAGUACCAGUAUGCUUACAUUUAUUAACAUAUAUUUGAUAAUGUAUGGAAGUCGCAAUAUAUAAUCCAUUCCGGUUGUAUAUUUAAUAAAAUUAAUCUCUCUUGA
Gigantopelta aegis is the source of this 11631-nucleotide messenger RNA. Its product is annotated as protein phosphatase 1 regulatory subunit 16A-like. Bases 368 to 2476 code for a protein of 702 amino acids. Gene Ontology annotation, cellular component: cytoplasm. The transcript is spliced from 12 exons. The record is from RefSeq and is a predicted model, not a curated record. Gene Ontology annotation, molecular function: phosphatase regulator activity; enzyme inhibitor activity; protein binding. NCBI's taxonomy places the organism in Eukaryota, Metazoa, Mollusca, Gastropoda, Neomphalida, Peltospiridae.